GGGCUGCCCGCGGGAGGCGGGUACCCGCGCUGGGCCCCGGCCGGGGCUGUGCGGGGCUCCCCGCUGCCGGGCCGCCCGUCCCGCGGGCCGUGGUGGGGCAGCUCCGUCCCCGGCGGGCGCAGGCUGAACAUCCAUCUUGUGCGGCUGUGCCGGGGCCGCCGGCUCCUGGCGCGUCAGGUGUGCUCGAGGGGAGCGCACGCCGUCUCGCUUGUUCCCCGGGAUGUAAAGGGGCGCAGAAAGCUCGUGCGCUGCCGUCCCUGAAGACCACUGGAGUCCCUUGUAGGGAGCCUGGAAAAACCUUCAGUAAGGCUGCUAACACUGAUGAGAGAUCUUUUAUGCCAAGAUCGUCGCUAUUUGAACAGACCACACCAUGCGUGAGUACAAGCUAGUGGUCCUUGGUUCAGGAGGUGUGGGGAAGUCCGCUUUGACUGUACAGUUUGUUCAGGGAAUUUUUGUUGAAAAAUAUGACCCAACAAUAGAAGAUUCAUACAGAAAGCAAGUGGAAGUAGACUGUCAACAGUGUAUGCUUGAAAUCCUCGAUACAGCAGGGACAGAGCAAUUUACAGCAAUGAGGGAUCUCUAUAUGAAGAAUGGUCAAGGGUUUGCACUAGUAUAUUCUAUAACAGCACAGUCCACGUUUAACGACUUACAGGACCUGCGGGAACAGAUUUUACGGGUUAAGGACACUGAAGAUGUUCCGAUGAUUCUGGUUGGCAAUAAAUGUGACCUGGAGGAAGAGCGUGUAGUUGGCAAAGAACAGGGUCAAAACUUAGCAAGACAGUGGUGUAACUGUGCCUUUCUAGAAUCGUCCGCAAAGUCUAAAAUCAACGUUAAUGAGAUCUUUUAUGACCUGGUCAGACAGAUAAAUAGAAAAACACCAGUGGAAAAGAAGAAGCCUAAAAAGAAAUCAUGUCUGCUGCUUUAGGCUCCCAUCGCGCAGCAGCUCUGAGCCAGAUUGCAGGAAUGAAGAACUGUUGCCUAAAUGGAAAGUGCCAGCAUUCCCGACUUCAAAACCUUACGGAAAUGAAUAACAUAUCUGAAGAAGCUUCUCCUGUUUUUAUAUACUACGAGAAGAAUUUAGAUCUUAAAAUGGUUUGCACACAGUCCCUGGAAAAGAAAUUGCUCUGUGUAUAUCUCUUGGAAAUUUAAGACAAUAGUACUCCUCCUUUGCAAUAGCAGUUAACAGAUGUGAAAAUAAAUAUAAUUGACUCUAGUGUAUGAUUAUACAAAGGAGCAUGGAUGCAUUUCAAAUGUUAGAUAUUGCUACUAUAAUUAAAAUUUCAUAUUGACCCUUUUAUCAUAAUUUUUCCCCAUCAAGCACUAAAAAUGUUCCACCAUUAUAUUUUAUAUCUAUAACUAUAGAUAUAUAUUACCUGAAAUUUCCCUUUGAACUCACUGCAACAAAUAACUUUUUGAGUCAUUGACUUCAUUUUAUAUUUAAAAGUAUGGAGUAUCAUUAUUUUCAUUCUGCCAUUAUAUUCUAAUUAAAAAUGUUUGUGCAUAAUGCUUUGGAAAAAUGGGUCUUUUAUAGGAAAAACUGGGAUAACUGAUUUCUAUGGCUUUAAAAGCAAAAAUAUAUAAUAUACUAAACCAACUCUAAUAUUGCUUCUUGUGUUUUACUGUCACAGAUUAAAUUACAGCUUUUAUGAAUGAUUAAAUUUUAGUACAUUUUCA
This is a messenger RNA of Grus americana (Whooping crane), 1674 nucleotides long. RefSeq names its product RAP1A, member of RAS oncogene family (gene RAP1A). The coding region runs from base 371 to 925 and encodes 184 amino acids. The transcript is spliced from 10 exons. Gene Ontology annotation, biological process: cellular response to cAMP; negative regulation of synaptic vesicle exocytosis; Rap protein signal transduction. Lineage: Eukaryota; Metazoa; Chordata; Aves; Gruiformes; Gruidae. Gene Ontology annotation, molecular function: GDP binding; GTP binding; GTPase activity. The record is from RefSeq and is a predicted model, not a curated record. Gene Ontology annotation, cellular component: plasma membrane.